Eublepharis macularius is the source of this 1580-nucleotide messenger RNA. RefSeq names its product UTP3 small subunit processome component (gene UTP3). Gene Ontology annotation, cellular component: nucleolus; small-subunit processome. The coding region runs from base 88 to 1515 and encodes 475 amino acids. The transcript has a single exon. Lineage: Eukaryota; Metazoa; Chordata; Lepidosauria; Squamata; Eublepharidae. Gene Ontology annotation, biological process: maturation of SSU-rRNA from tricistronic rRNA transcript (SSU-rRNA, 5.8S rRNA, LSU-rRNA). The record is from RefSeq and is a predicted model, not a curated record.
UUGUCUUAGGUGCGGAAGCCGCGCACGCUUUCGAGCGCAGGUUGCUCUGCGGGGGUUGCUGGUGAGCCGCUUCUCCCGCCGCCGAUCAUGGGGAAAUCCCGGCGGCGAUCCGCCGCUCCUCCCAGGACCCGGGCCCCGCGGGAGGAGAAGCUGGAAGAGCCGGAGCCGGGAGCGGUGAAGGUCACGGAGGAAGCGGACGAUUUCCACGAGCGGCGGGUGGAGGAGGCCUUGGCGGCUCUGGGCAGCGAGGAGGAGGAGAGCGAGGAGGAGGUGGAGGAGGUGCUGGGCCUGGAGCUGGGCAGCGAGAGCGAGGAGGAGGAGGAGGAUGAAGAUGAAGAAGGCACGGACGACCCUCUGGAUAUGGACAGUGACCUGGAGGAGCAGAGCGACUCCGGCCUCCCCCUUGAGUCCGCCUGGGGCCAACGCAAGAACCUCUAUUACGGCACGGAUUAUGGCAAGGCUGCCCCUGGCUCUAAAGCAGCCAAGCAGAGCAAGGAAGAAGUCGAAGCUGAGGAGCAGGAGGAAGAGGAGGCGGCUCAGGCCAUCCAGAAGAGGUUGGCGCACCACCUGGGUGAGGAAGACUACGGCCUGGAUCUUCUGCAGGCCUAUGCUUCAGAGGCUGAGCAGCCAGCUGAAAAAGAGUCCGGGCGCAAAAUCGCCAAGGACUUGCAUUCUCUGUCCAAGAAGGAGCAGCUGAAGUUGUUGAAAAAGGAAUCCCCCGAGCUGCUGGAGCUGAUUCAGGACUUUGAAGCGAAGCUGAGAGAGCUCAGAGACGAGCUGGAGCCGCUCAUGCAAAUGGUAAAAGACGGGAUCAUCCCACAGGGGAAAGGGAGCCAGUACUUGCAGACCAAAUACCAUCUCUAUUUAAACUAUUGCUGCAACAUCAGCUUUUACUUGGUGCUGAAAGCAAAAAGGAUUCCGGUCCAUGGCCACCCAGUCAUUGAAAGACUUGUAACUUAUAGAAAUUUUAUCAAUGAUUUAGGAGUUGUGGACCAGAAGCUGGCAGCGGAGGUUCGACUACUCCUUAAACAAUUCCAUAGUAGUGAUGGAGUGGAAGCAAUGAAGAAAUCCUUGGUGUUUGUUAGAAAGUCUGUAAAUAAAACAAAACCGAGAACUGUUUGUAAGGUUUCUAAUGAUAAGGUGGCUGAAGAAAUUACAGACAAUUCAGAUUUAGAUGAAGAGGCUGCCCUGAAUUAUUAUAAAGAGAUGGAAGAAAAGAUAAAAUUGAAGAAAAAGAGAAGACUAGUAGAAACUGAAGAGGAAGAGUUGCUUGUGGAGGAAGAAGUAUCAGAUCAAAAGAGAGGAGCAACAUAUCAAAUUGUCAAGAAUAAAGGCCUCACUCCCAAAAGGAAGAAGAUUGACAGUAAUCCAAGGGUCAAGCAUCGAGAGAAAUUUAGGCGAGCCAAGAUUCGCAGGAAGGGGCAGGUUCGUGAAGUCCGAAGAGAACAACAAAGAUAUGGAGGCGAACUGUCUGGCAUUCGUGCCGGUGUUAAGAAAAGCAUUAAGCUUAAGUGAUCCCCUUUGAACAGUUUUUUUAAAGAAGCUAAAAAUAAUCAGUGCAAGCUCAAUAAAUAUACUGU